Pangasianodon hypophthalmus (striped catfish) is the source of this 9309-nucleotide messenger RNA. RefSeq lists its product as uncharacterized. NCBI's taxonomy places the organism in Eukaryota, Metazoa, Chordata, Actinopteri, Siluriformes, Pangasiidae. The record is from RefSeq and is a predicted model, not a curated record. The coding region runs from base 201 to 9125 and encodes 2974 amino acids. The transcript is spliced from 46 exons. Gene Ontology annotation, molecular function: protein binding.
UGUGUGUGUGUGUAUUCUUUGACUCCACCUCCUGACUUCCUCCUCUGUGGACUAAACAAGUUUCGGUUUAAGAGAAACGCCAUUUUGUGGAAUAAGGAAGCAAAUCACUGGCAGGAGAAAAACACAAAGACGCCAUUUUAAGCUCCUCCACUCGACCGGAAAUACUCUCCAUAUCUCCAUAGCGGUUUAAAGGUGUAAUCAUGCGAGAUAAUACCUCCAACAUGAGUGUGUCUGUGAACCAGCGCUUAAAGAAAGAUGAGAGUCUGAUUCAGGGUGAGAGAUCAGACUCACCUGAACCCAGCUGUGUGUCCAUGAAGAGUGACGCGUCAAUGAAUCGUCCAAUAUACUUCAGAGACACAGACUGUGCUACUGAUCUGAGACUGCAGAAGAAUAAAUCAAAAAUCACAGAGAAGAGUCAUUUGGAGGCCAUAUUCAAGGAUCUGGAGCAUAAAGUCAUCACUCUGUUAAAGAAGGAGCUGAAGAAAUUUAAGAAGCUCCUGAGUCCAGAUUACCCAGCAUGCUCUGAGAGGGAGGUGGAGGAUGAGGAGGAUCAGAGCAGUGUCAGAGAGGGAGCGCUGAAGAUCACACUGCACGUCCUGAAGAACAUGAACCACACAGAUCUCGCUAACACACUGCAGAACAGAUUUGUCGUGUACCAUCGAAAACUCAAAUCCAAACUGAGAGAGAAAUGUAAAAGAAUUAAUGAAGGAAUCUCACAGCAUGGAAGCUCAGCACUUCUGAAUGAGAUCUACACAGAUCUCUACAUCACAGAGGGUUGGAGUGGAGACGUCAAUAAUGAACAUGAGGUGAGACAGAUUGAGACAGCGUCCAGGAGACCAGCAACACAGGAGACACCCAUCAAAUGUAAUCAGCUCUUUAAAGACAAGUCCAUCAGAAGUGUGCUGACUAAAGGAGUUGCUGGAAUUGGAAAAACAGUCUCUGUGCAGAAGUUCAUUCUGGACUGGGCUGAAGGAAAAGCAAAUCAGGACGUCACCUUCAUGUUUCCACUUCCCUUUAGAGAGCUGAAUUUGAUGAAGCAGAAAAAUCUCAGUCUGAUGAAUCUUCUUCAUCACUUUUUCCCAGAAAUAAAAGAAUUACAAUUAAUAGACUGUAAUAUUCACAAAGUGAUAUUCAUCUUUGAUGGUCUGGAUGAGUGUCGACUUCCUCUAAAUUUCCAGAACAAUGAGAGUUUGUGUGAUGUGACAGAGUCAGCCUCAGUGGAUGUUCUGCUGACAAACCUCAUCAAGGGGAAUCUGCUUCCCUCUGCUCUCCUCUGGAUAACUUCUCGACCUGGAGCAGCCAAUCAGAUCCCUCCUGAGUGUGUAGACCAGGUAACAGAAGUAAGAGGGUUCAGUGAUCCUCAGAAAGAAGAGUACUUCAGGAAGAGGAUCAGUGAUCAGAGCCUGGUCAAUAAAAUCAUCACACACAUGAAGUCUUCAAGAAGCCUCUACAUCAUGUGCCACAUCCCAGUCUUCUGCUGGAUUUCAGCCACUGUUCUAGAGAGAAUGUUGGGUGAAGCAGAGAGUGGAGAGAUCCCCAAGACUCUGACUCAAAUGUUCACACACUUCCUGAUCUUUCAGAUCAAACACAAGGACCAAAAGUACCAUCAGAAAUGUGACCCUGAUCCACGGAAGACCAGAAAGAGUAUCCUGGCACUGGGAAAACUGGCUUUCCAACAGCUGGAGAAAGGAAACCUGAUCUUCUAUGAGGAAGACCUGAGAGAGUGCGGCAUUGAUGUCAGAGAAGUGUCAGUGUACUCAGGAGUGUGUACCCAGAUCUUCAGAGAGGAGUUUGGGCUUCACCUGGGGAAGGUGUUCAGCUUUGUACAUCUGAGUGUUCAGGAGUUUCUGGCUGCUUUAUACGCAUUUCUCUCUUUCAUUAACAAAAAGAAUGCAACACAUCAAACCUGGUUUGGUCUUUUAACCAAAUCAAACAUGUCUGAUUUCCUGAGAAGUACAGUGGACAAGGCCUUACAGAGUGAGAAUGGACACCUGGACCUGUUCCUCCGCUUCCUUCUGGGUCUCUCACUGGAGUCCAAUCAGACUCUCUUACGAGACCUAAUUCCCCAGACAGGAAGCAGCUCUCACAGCAAACAGGAAACAGUCGAGUACAUCAAGGAGAAGAUCAGGGAGAAUCCAUCUCCAGAGAAAUCCAUCAAUCUGUUCCACUGUCUGAAUGAACUCAAUGAUCAUUCUCUAGUGCAGGAAGUACAGCAUUACCUGAAAGGUAAAGAUGACAAUCGUCUCAGGGGAGUCAGACUCUCUCCUGCUCAGUGGUCAGCUCUGGCGUUUGUGUUGCUGAACUCAGACGAGAAUCUGGAUGAGUUUGAUUUGAGGAAAUAUGACAGAUCAGAGGAAUGUCUUCUGAGGCUGAUGCCAGUGGUCAAAGCAUCCAGAAAAGCUAAGCUGUGGAACUGUAAUCUCACAGAGGAAAGCUGUAGAGCUCUGUCCUCAGUUCUCAGCUCAAACUCCUCCAGUCUGAGAGAACUGGACCAGAGUUACAGUAUUAACCUGCAGGAUUCAGGAGUGAAGCUGCUCUCUGCUGGACUGGAGAAUCCACACUGUACACUGGAGACACUGAGGCUGUGGAAGUGUAAUCUCACAGAGGAAAGCUGUAGAGCUCUGUCCUCAGUUCUCAGCUCAAACUCCUCCAGUCUGAGAGAACUGGACCUGAGUGACAAUAACCUGCAGGAUUCAGGAGUGAAGCUGCUCUCUGCUGGACUGGAGAAUCCACACUGUACACUGGAGACACUGGGGCUGUAUCGCUGUAAUCUCACAGGGAAAAGCUGUAGAGCUCUGUCCUCAGUUCUCAGCUCAAACUCCUCCAGUCUGAGAGAACUGGACCUGAGUUACAAUUAUAAACUGCAGGAUUCAGGAGUGAAGCUGCUCUCUGCUGGACUGGAGAAUCCACACUGUACACUGGAGACACUGAGGCUGCAAUGGUGCAGUAUUACAGGUGAAGGUUGUGCUGCUCUGGUUUCAGCUCUGAAGUCAAACACCUCAUCACACCUGAGAGAACUGAAUCUGAACUACAAUAAACCAGGAGAAUCAGGAGUGAAGCUGCUCUCUGAUCUACUGAAGGAUCCACACUGUAAACUGGAGACACUACAGCUGCGUGGCUGUAAUCUCACAGGGGAAAGCUGUAGAGCUCUGUCCUCAGUUCUCAGCUCAAACUCCUCCAGUCUGAGAGAACUGGACCUGAGUUGCAAUAAACUGCAGGAUUCAGGAGUGAAGCUGCUCUCUGCUGGACUGGAGAAUCCACACUGUACACUGGAGACACUGAGGCUGGAAUGUUGCAGUAUUACAGGUGAAGGUUGUGCUGCUCUGGUUUCAGCUCUGAAGUCAAACACCUCAUCACACCUGAGAGAACUGAAUCUGAACCUCAAUAAACCAGGAGAAUCAGGAGUGAAGCUGCUCUCUGAUCUACUGAAGGAUCCACACUGUAAACUGGAGACACUACAGCUGCGUGACUGUAAUCUCACAGGGGAAAGCUGUAGAGCUCUGUCCUCAGUUCUCAGCUCAAACUCCUCCAGUCUGAGAGAACUGGACCUGAGUUACAAUAUUAACCUGCAGGAUUCAGGAGUGAAGCUGCUCUCUGCUGGACUGGAGAAUCCACACUGUACACUGGAGACACUGAGGCUGCGUGACUGUAAUCUCACAGGGGAAAGCUGUAGAGCUCUGUCCUCAGUUCUCAGCUCAAACUCCUCCAGUCUGAGAGAACUGGACCUGAGUCACAAUAAUAACCUGCAGGAUUCAGGAGUGAAGCUGCUCUCUGCUGGACUGGAGAAUCCACACUGUACACUGGAGACACUGAGGCUGGAAUGCUGCAGUAUUACAGGUGAAGGUUGUGCUGCUCUGGUUUCAGCUCUGAAGUCAAACACCUCAUCACACCUGAGAGAACUGAAUCUGAACCGCAAUAAACCAGGAGAAUCAGGAGUGAAGCUGCUCUCUGAUCUACUGAAGGAUCCACACUGUAAACUGGAGACACUACAGCUGCGUGGCUGUAAUCUCACAGGGGAAAGCUGUAGAGCUCUGUCCUCAGUUCUCAGCUCAAACUCCUCCAGUCUGAGAGAACUGGACCUGAGUUACAAUAAUAACCUGCAGGAUUCAGGAGUGAAGCUGCUCUCUGCUGGACUGGAGAAUCCACACUGUACACUGGAGACACUGAGGCUGGAAUACUGCAGUAUUACAGGUGAAGGUUGUGCUGCUCUGGUUUCAGCUCUGAAGUCAAACACCUCAUCACACCUGAGAGAACUGAAUCUGAACUACAAUAAACCAGGAGAAUCAGGAGUGAAGCUGCUCUCUGAUCUACUGAAGGAUCCACACUGUAAACUGGAGACACUACAGCUGUGGAACUGUAAUCUCACAGAGGAAAGCUGUAGAGCUCUGUCCUCAGUUCUCAGCUCAAACUCCUCCAGUCUGAGAGAACUGGACCUGAGUCACAAUUAUUACCUGCAGGAUUCAGGAGUGAAGCUGCUCUCUGCUGGACUGGAGAAUUCACACUGUACACUGGAGACACUGAGGCUGUGUGACUGUAAUCUCACAGAGGAAAGCUGUAGAGCUCUGUCCUCAGUUCUCAGCUCAAACUCCUCCAGUCUGAGAGAACUGGACCUGAGUGGAAAUAAUCUGCAGGAUUCAGGAGUGAAGCUGCUCUCUGCUGGACUGGAGAAUCCACACUGUACACUGGAGACACUGAGGCUGGUAGGCUGCAGUAUUACAGGUGAAGGUUGUGCUGCUCUGGUUUCAGCUCUGAAGUCAAACACCUCAUCAAACCUGAGAGAACUGAAUCUGAACCGCAAUGAACCAGGAGAAUCAGGAGUGAAGUUGCUCUCUGAUCUACUCAAGGAUCCACACUGUAAACUCGGGAAACUAAAGCUGUUUUGGUGUAAUCUCACAGAGGAAAGCUGUAGAGCUCUGUCCUCAGUUCUCAGCUCAAACUCCUCCAGUCUGAGAGAACUGGACCUGAGUUACAAUUAUAUCCUGCAGGAUUCAGGAGUGAAGCUGCUCUCUGCUGGACUGGAGAAUCCACACUGUACACUGGAGACACUGAGGCUGCGUGGGUGUAAUCUCACAGGGGAAAGCUGUAGAGCUCUGUCCUCAGUUCUCAGCUCAAACUCCUCCAGUCUGAGAGAACUGGACCUGAGUGAGAAUUAUAACCUGCAGGAUUCAGGAGUGAAGCUGCUCUCUGCUGGACUGGAGAAUCCACACUGUACACUGGAGACACUGAGGCUGGUAGGCUGCAGUAUUACAGGUGAAGGUUGUGCUGCUCUGGUUUCAGCUCUGAAGUCAAACACCUCAUCACACCUGAGAGAACUGAAUCUGAACGACAAUAAACCAGGAGAAUCAGGAGUGAAGCUGCUCUCUGAUCUACUGAAGGAUCCACACUGUAAACUGGAGACACUACAGCUGUGGAAGUGUAAUCUCACAGGGGAAAGCUGUAGAGCUCUGUCCUCAGUUCUCAGCUCAAACUCCUCCAGUCUGAGAGAACUGGACCUGAGUAACAAUAACCUGCAGGAUUCAGGAGUGAAGCUGCUCUCUGCUGGACUGGAGAAUCCACACUGUACACUGGAGACACUGAGGCUGGAACGCUGCAGUAUUACAGGUGAAGGUUGUGCUGCUCUGGUUUCAGCUCUGAAGUCAAACACCUCAUCACACCUGAGAGAACUGAAUCUGAACCGCAAUAAACCAGGAGAAUCAGGAGUGAAGCUGCUCUCUGAUCUACUGAAGGAUCCACACUGUAAACUGGAGACACUACAGCUGCGUCACUGUAAUCUCACAGAGGAAAGCUGUAGAGCUCUGUCCUCAGUUCUCAGCUCAAACUCCUCCAGUCUGAGAGAACUGGACCUGAGUGACAAUUAUAACCUGCAGGAUUCAGGAGUGAAGCUGCUCUCUGCUGGACUGGAGAAUCCACACUGUACACUGGAGAUACUGAGGCUGCGUGACUGUAAUCUCACAGAGGAAAGCUGUAGAGCUCUGUACUCAGUUCUCAGCUCAAACUCCUCCAGUCUGAGAGAACUGGACCUGAGUUACAGUAACCUGCAGGAUUCAGGAGUGAAGCUGCUCUCUGCUGGACUGGAGAAUCCACACUGUACACUGGAGACACUGAGGCUGGAAGGCUGCAGUAUUACAGGUGAAGGUUGUGCUGCUCUGGUUUCAGCUCUGAAGUCAAACACCUCAUCACACCUGAGAGAACUGAAUCUGAACGACAAUAAACCAGGAGAAUCAGGAGUGAAGCUGCUCUCUGAUCUACUGAAGGAUCCACACUGUAAACUGGAGACACUAGAGCUGCGUGAGUGUAAUCUCACAGAGGAAAGCUGUAGAGCUCUGUCCUCAGUUCUCAGCUCAAACUCCUCCAGUCUGAGAGAACUGGACCUGAGUUACAAUGAUGAACUGCAGGAUUCAGGAGUGAAGCUGCUCUCUGCUGGACUGGAGAAUCCACACUGUACACUGGAGACACUGAGGCUGCGUGACUGUAAUCUCACAGAGGAAAGCUGUAGAGCUCUGUCCUCAGUUCUCAGCUCAAACUCCUCCAGUCUGAGAGAACUGGACCUGAGUCACAAUAAUAACCUGCAGGAUUCAGGAGUGAAGCUGCUCUCUGCUGGACUGGAGAAUCCACACUGUACACUGGAGACACUGAGGCUGGAAUGCUGCAGUAUUACAGGUGAAGGUUGUGCUGCUCUGGUUUCAGCUCUGAAGUCAAACACCUCAUCACACCUGAGAGAACUGAAUCUGAACUACAAUAAACCAGGAGAAUCAGGAGUGAAGCUGCUCUCUGAUCUACUGAAGGAUCCACACUGUAAACUGGAGAAACUGCAGCUGCGUUACUGUAAUCUCACAGAGGAAAGCUGUAGAGCUCUGUCCUCAGUUCUCAGCUCAAACUCCUCCAGUCUGAGAGAACUGGACCUGAGUUACAAUAAUAACCUGCAGGAUUCAGGAGUGAAGCUGCUCUCUGCUGGACUGGAGAAUCCACACUGUACACUGGAGACACUGAGGCUGCGUUGGUGUAAUCUCACAGAGGAAAGCUGUAGAGCUCUGUCCUCAGUUCUCAGCUCAAACUCCUCCAGUCUGAGAGAACUGGACCUGAGUUACAAUAACCUGCAGGAUUCAGGAGUGAAGCUGCUCUCUGCUGGACUGGAGAAUCCACACUGUACACUGGAGAUACUGGGGCUGGAAAGCUGCAGUAUUACAGGUGAAGGUUGUGCUGCUCUGGUUUCAGCUCUGAAGUCAAACACCUCAUCACACCUGAGAGAACUGAAUCUGAACUACAAUAAACCAGGAGAAUCAGGAGUGAAGCUGCUCUCUGAUCUACUGAAGGAUCCACACUGUAAACUGGAGACACUACAGCUGCGUGACUGUAAUCUCACAGAGGAAAGCUGUAGAGCUCUGUCCUCAGUUCUCAGCUCAAACUCCUCCAGUCUGAGAGAACUGGACCUGAGUUACAGUAUUAACCUGCAGGAUUCAGGAGUGAAGCUGCUCUCUGCUGGACUGGAGAAUCCACACUGUACACUGGAGACACUGAGGCUGCGUUGGUGUAAUCUCACAGAGGAAAGCUGUAGAGCUCUGUCCUCAGUUCUCAGCUCAAACUCCUCCAGUCUGAGAGAACUGGACCUGAGUCACAAUAAUAACCUGCAGGAUUCAGGAGUGAAGCUGCUCUCUGCUGGACUGGAGAAUCCACACUGUACACUGGAGACACUGAGGCUGGAAUACUGCAGUAUUACAGGUGAAGGUUGUGCUGCUCUGGUUUCAGCUCUGAAGUCAAACACCUCAUCACACCUGAGAGAACUGAAUCUGAACCACAAUAAACCAGGAGAAUCAGGAGUGAAGCUGCUCUCUGAUCUACUGAAGGAUCCACACUGUAAACUGGAGACACUACAGCUGCGUGGCUGUAAUCUCACAGGGGAAAGCUGUAGAGCUCUGUCCUCAGUUCUCAGCUCAAACUCCUCCAGUCUGAGAGAACUGGACCUGAGUCACAAUAAUAACCUGCAGGAUUCAGGAGUGAAGCUGCUCUCUGCUGGACUGGAGAAUCCACACUGUACACUGGAGACACUGAGGCUGGAAUACUGCAGUAUUACAGGUGAAGGUUGUGCUGCUCUGGUUUCAGCUCUGAAGUCAAACACCUCAUCAGACCUGAGAGAACUGAAUCUGAACCGCAAUGAACCAGGAGAAUCAGGAGUGAAGCUGCUCUCUGAUCUACUGAAGGAUCCACACUGUAAACUGGAGACACUACAGCUGUGUGAGUGUAAUCUCACAGGGGAAAGCUGUAGAGCUCUGUCCUCAGUUCUCAGCUCAAACUCCUCCAGUCUGAGAGAACUGGACCUGAGUUACAAUUAUAAACUGCAGAAUUCAGGAGUGAAGCUGCUCUCUGCUGGACUGGAGAAUCCACACUGUACACUGGAGACACUGAGGCUGUAUCGCUGUAAUCUCACAGAGGAAAGCUGUAGAGCUCUGUCCUCAGUUCUCAGCUCAAACUCCUCCAGUCUGAGAGAACUGGACCUGAGUGGCAAUAACCUGCAGGAUUCAGGAGUGAAGCUGCUCUCUGCUGGACUGGAGAAUCCACACUGUAUGCUGGAGAAACUGAGGCUGCGUGACUGUAAUCUCACAGAGGACAGCUGUAGAGCUCUGUCCUCAGUUCUCAGCUCAAACUCCUCCAGUCUGAGAGAACUGGACCUGAGUUACAAUUAUAAACUGCAGGAUUCAGGAGUGAAGCUGCUCUCUGCUGGACUGGAGAAUCCACACUGUACACUGGAGACACUGAGGCUGCGUGGGUGUAAUCUCACAGAGGAAAGCUGUAGAGCUCUGUCCUCAGUUCUCAGCUCAAACUCCUCCAGUCUGAGAGAACUGGACCUGAGUGAGAAUUAUAACCUGCAGGAUUCAGGAGUGAAGCUGCUCUCUGCUGGACUGGAGAAUCCACACUGUACACUGGAGACACUGAGGCUGGUAGGCUGCAGUAUUACAGGUGAAGGUUGUGCUGCUCUGGUUUCAGCUCUGAAGUCAAACACCUCAUCACACCUGAGAGAACUGAAUCUGAACGACAAUACACCAGGAAAAUCAGGAGUGAAGCUGCUCUCUGAUCUACUGAAGGAUCCACACUGUAAACUGGAUAAACUACAAUUUAAGCAGUUUUAAGUCUGAUCUGAUCUGAGUCUCACACACAGAGGAUGAUGAGGAGAAACUCUUACAGUACAAAGUGUUUGAAAAACAUGAUCAUUUAGUGAUAAUCAGAUGGUGUACAACAUGUCAGCACUUCUGCUUCUCUAGUUGUUUGUAAAAAUGCACCAGCUGAGAUAAAUAAACUUUAACUGUACAGUAA